AUGAGUGAUAUACAGAAGGCAUUACUCAAGAGAAUAAAACAGCAAGAGCAGGCCAUGGGUCUCUCACUGUUGUCAGAAGAAGCAGAUUUUGAAGAAAUCGAUGAGGAAGAUACACCCGCUCAUGAAGAUGCAAUUGAGGAUUCUUUCAUAAUAAAGAAGUUUACAGAAUUCAAAACCAACUUCUUUGAUGUCAUAGAAAGCUACGAUCAUGAAUCAUUGAUAUCCCAGACGUAUUUCAAACGUCCUCUGUCGAAAGAAUCCCAAAUAUUUGUUUUGAUCCAUGGUGCUGGUUCAUCAUCGAUGACAUUUGCAAAAUUAGCAACAGAAUUACAUAAACUAGAUAAAAGUGUUGGAAUAUUCAUUUAUGAUUUAAGAGGUCAUGGUUAUUCAUCACCAUCAAACGAUUUCUCAAUUGAUUCUUUAGUUGAUGAUCUCCAUAGUGUGUUAACAGAAUUCGUCAACAAGCAUAAUCUACAAUCUAAUUCGUUAUAUAUUGUUGGGCAUUCUUUAGGAGGUGCUGUCAUGGCUAAGUUUUUGAGCCAAGAAAGGAAAGACUUGAACGUGAGAGGUGAAGUGAUUUUAGAUAUAGUUGAAGAAACUGCUGUUAAAUCAUUAAUUGCCAUGCCACAUUUUAUUGAAAAGAGACCUAAAGUAUUUCAAUCGAUUUCUAAAGCAAUUGAAUGGCAUAUGAAUUAUUUAUUAUUCAGUAGAGAGUCCGCAAAUUUAAGUAUACCUGAUUUGUUGAAUCCUGAUUUAACAUGGAAGACGGAUUUAGCAUUGACUCAACCAGCUUGGGAAGGGUGGUUUGUGGGUUUAUCUAAAAACUUUCUUUCUUUUAAGGGUCCAAAGUUAUUAAUAUUAUCAGCACAUGAAACUCUUGAUAAGAAUUUAAUUAUUGGUCAAAUGCAAGGUAAAUAUCAAUUGGUUGUCUUUCAAAAUAAUACUGGUCAUUUCAUUCAUGAGGAUUUACCUACUCAUGUAGCGCAUAGUUUAUUAGAUUUUGUGAAAAGAAAUGAAAAUCCUGAUAAGUUUAUGAAAGAUGAAUUAGGUAUAGUUCCUAAAUGGGGUGGUAAAAUAAACAAAUGA
This is a messenger RNA of Scheffersomyces coipomensis, 1086 nucleotides long. RefSeq names its product carboxylesterase-mitochondrial 37S ribosomal protein YmS2 (gene PPE1). Gene Ontology annotation, biological process: protein demethylation. The record is from RefSeq and is a predicted model, not a curated record. Bases 1 to 1086 code for a protein of 361 amino acids. The transcript has a single exon. Gene Ontology annotation, molecular function: protein methylesterase activity. Lineage: Eukaryota; Fungi; Ascomycota; Pichiomycetes; Serinales; Debaryomycetaceae.